Messenger RNA from Emericellopsis cladophorae, 393 nucleotides. Its product is annotated as nadh dehydrogenase (ubiquinone) 1 alpha/beta subcomplex 1. Gene Ontology annotation, cellular component: mitochondrion. Bases 1 to 393 code for a protein of 130 amino acids. The record is from RefSeq and is a predicted model, not a curated record. NCBI's taxonomy places the organism in Eukaryota, Fungi, Ascomycota, Sordariomycetes, Hypocreales, Bionectriaceae. Gene Ontology annotation, biological process: fatty acid biosynthetic process. The transcript has 4 exons. Gene Ontology annotation, molecular function: acyl binding; acyl carrier activity.
AUGUUCCGCACCGCUCUCCUCAGUGCCGCGCGUAUGGCCGCCCGUCCCUCGACCCUCGCCGUCGCCGCCCGCCCCGUUCGCGUCAACGUUGUCCGCGCAGUCCCCUUCCAGGCCGUGAGGAUGUACAGCGCAGGCGGCGCUCUCGAGAAGGAGGCUGUUGAGGGGCGCAUCAUGUCUCUUCUCCAGGGUUUUGACAAGGUGAACGACACAAAGAACAUCACCCCGGCCGCGCACUUUGCCAACGAUCUCGGCCUCGACUCUUUGGACACUGUGGAGGUUGUCAUGGCUAUCGAGGAGGAGUUCAGCAUUGAGAUCCCCGACAAAGAUGCUGACGGCAUUCACUCGAUCGAGGGCGCCGUCAACUACAUUCUCAACCAGCCCGAUGCCUCUUAA